CUGCCAUCUAUGGUCAAACAUGCUAGCUGCGUGACCCGGAUGUGGUGUUGUGUUUAUUUUGGGCUGAUUUUUACGAAUCUAAAUAGCAGGUUUUGCAUUAAUGAUGCGAUCUAGGUUCCGAAACAAACGGCAGUGACACAGUUUUACAGCACAGGUCGCUGUUUGGAAGUAAAUCGAACCACGAACCGCUAGCUAGCUUCCUAGCUUCCAUUACGUCCCUUUUCUUCUUUCUUAACCUGGGUUCGAUCGAACCCUAUAAGUUUGGUGAGUCGGUCUCAGGGGUUCGGCAGAGCCUCCACUGCGGAGGUCAAAACACACCUGAUUUAUUGUGUAAAUUCGUGACGAUGCAUAUCUAAACUGGUCUCGCAAAGGCAACAGCAGAAUUCACACUGAUUUGCAGGAUUGGCGUGAUUUUACAUUGUCUCCAUAUCAGGGAAACAUGAACCAGCACCGAUCCCACAAUUCCAGCUUUCAGCACAAGCAGCAACCAUGCAAGAGAUGGAGAGAUUAUCAUGAACAAAAUGACAGAGGAGAUAGUAAAUCUUCCAAACCAAACCACCAGCAGCACCGCUCCUCUGGGCCACCGAGCCCUCAAACUUUGAGCACCAGCAGUGAGCUGUACGAAAGAGACUUCCCCUUGUACAAGCAGCCAGUCGAAGUUGGUUGCUUUUCCUUAGACUCAGAACGCAGGUUCUUCAACGAUAGCAGACAGAUGAGGUACUACGUGGAACCUGAGAAAAGCCCAUACUUUAACCUGCGGGAAGGGUAUAGGGACCGUUAUGUAAAGAGAGACGAAAGUGUGAAAGAAAAGCUGGACCACAUCCUCCGAUGGAUCCUGGCCAACAGACCGAAGCUGACACGGAGGUCGGACGCGUCGUCUUCAUCCAGAGGUUUCGAUGUGGACUUUGUGACGUGGCGAGGCCAUUUGACCAAACUUUUGACCACGCCCUACGAGACGCAGGAGGGCUGGUUGCUGGCCGUCACCAAUUUCAAGGGCACCCUCUACGUCAGCGAGGUGGAAACAGACACCGCUCGCCGGGACCGAGAGAAUCGCACCGGGAGACACCGUGAAAUGAUGUACUGGGGCUACAAGUUUGAGCAGUACAUGUGUGCAGAUAAGAUGGACGGCUACCCCGAUUCGAGCGGCAGGGUCAACACCAACGAGGCCUUCUGCACGGUGGUGCAAACGCGUCUCUCGGAUCACAGGCUACUCUUCUCCGGCGAGGUGGACUGCCGCGACAAAGAUCCGGGAGCUCCGGCACCUCCCGCCUGCUACGUGGAGCUCAAGACGUCCGCGGAGAUUCGCACCCCCAAACAGCGCCGCAACUUUCACAGGUUCAAGCUGCUCAAGUGGUGGGCACAGUCCUUCCUCCCCGGAGUCCCUCGCGUCGUGGCUGGCUUCCGGGAUGAUCGCGGAGUCGUUGUCUCCGUGGAGACCUUUCGCAUCUCCGAGAUUUCGCGGCUCAUCAAGGCCGAGGACAACUGUUGGAGGCCAACCGUUUGCAUGAACUUCUGCAGCGACUUCCUGUCGUUUGUCAAGCGUGUGGCGACCCAAGACGAUCCUCGAGUGGUCUAUCUGUUGGGCUGGAACCCCGGCUGUGAUGUGACAUACUCGGUCCACAGGGACUCCUCUUAUUCUUUCCUGCCGGACUGGUACGUCAAGGAAAUGAGCUAAAGAUUCUCGCGUGAGAGGUGCCCUUGCUCAACAAAGACUCCAGAUCCUUUUUUUUUUUUAAAGGCCGAUUAAAUAAGAACACGCAACAACAAACGUUCACACAAAGAUCUGUCGAAACCGCAGCAUCGGCGCUCUUACAGAAGCGCUGGCAGCUUGUAGCGUUUUGAUGCAGCGUGCCGCAAUCAGGUGAAGGUGUGUGUUGUGGCCUAGCAACACGGCGUGUGGGAGAAACGUGAGAAAUGCUAAAAUGUCAUGCUCAUGUGGAAAUUUCAAAAGUGGCUAUCAUCUGCUGCUAUUUUUCAAAGAAAUUAAAAAAAUCCAUUCUUUA
Syngnathus typhle (broad-nosed pipefish) is the source of this 2003-nucleotide messenger RNA. RefSeq names its product decapping and exoribonuclease protein-like. Gene Ontology annotation, biological process: nuclear-transcribed mRNA catabolic process; NAD-cap decapping. Lineage: Eukaryota; Metazoa; Chordata; Actinopteri; Syngnathiformes; Syngnathidae. The record is from RefSeq and is a predicted model, not a curated record. Gene Ontology annotation, cellular component: cytosol; nucleus. The transcript has 7 exons. Bases 440 to 1675 code for a protein of 411 amino acids. Gene Ontology annotation, molecular function: mRNA 5'-diphosphatase activity.